Molecule: messenger RNA, 402 nt
Organism: Urocitellus parryii (Arctic ground squirrel)
Lineage: Eukaryota; Metazoa; Chordata; Mammalia; Rodentia; Sciuridae
Source: RefSeq, a predicted model, not a curated record
ACUGUGUUCAGCCAAUCUAUGACUGCCCUAUGUGUGGGCUCAUUUGUACAAAUUACGAUAUUCUCCAGGAACAUGUUGACCUGCAUUUAGAAGAAAGCAGCAUUCGACAAGGCAUGGAUAGAGUCCAGUGUUCUGGUGAUCUAGAAUUGGCUCACCAACUUCAACGAGAAGAAGACAGUAAGAGGAGAUCUGAAGAAUCAAGACAAGAAAUGGAAGAAUUUCAGAGACUGCAGCGACAAUACGGUUUAGAUAAUUCUGGAGGAUACAAACAACAGCAAUUACGAAAUAUGGAGAUUGAAGUAAAUAAGGGUAGGAUGCUUCCAUCUGAAUUUCAUAGAAGAAGAGCUGAAAUGAUGGAAUCGCUAGCUCUUGGUACUGAUGAUGGAAAAACAAAAACUUCUG